ACAAGAUGUGGUUUCUUUGUUUCUCUUCCCUGCACCAGGCAAUGAGAGACUGACACCACUUCAGCAACAAUCAAACCCCUGAACCACGCCAAGAAAAUGGAGAGCAAAAAGGUUGCUGGUAUCCCGAGUUCUGUCAGUAGAUGGUGAUGUGAAUCAGACCUUUGGAUACCAUCAGCAGCGAGCAAAAGCAGAGGAUGGAAGAGAUCAGCAGGGAGCAGCCUGGAGGAAAGAGAGGCAGGAACUCAAGAAGACUUUGGUUGGCCUGAGGUGCCAUAGGAAGCAAACCCCCUUCUUCUGGUAGAUGAUCAACUUGAAGACAUCCAAAGCCCUCCUGAUUGUCAUAUCUGAGAGCAAGGCUGAUUGCCUGGGGAAAGCCAGGGUGAGGGAUGAGAGAUGACCAUGAAGGUGAUGAGAGAUGGCCAUGAAGGUGAUGCUAUGCACUGUGCCUCAGCUCCCUCCAUCCUCCCUGCUGCAGCCAGCAUCAGAGUGCGCUGCUCUUGGAGGAACUGUUGAGCAUCUCGACGAAGAGCAACCCAGAGCAAGGGAAAUACAGAAGUGGUUGUGGUCGGAGGAUGUGAUGACAUCAGAGGGCUCAGCGGGAACAUGAGGCUUUUAAAAAGCCGAAAGGAACAUCCUGACAGUCACUUGUCACCUCUUCAGGAAGGACUGCAUAGACGCAGAAGCUAUUAAAGAGCCAAGCUCCCUUCAUCCCAGAGACAAAAAGGCUCCAUCCUGCCUCAGAAUAUGCACUGGCAAAAAUCUUCUGCUCCAGAGCAGCAGCCGCAGCCUCGCCCCUACCAAGGUGUCCGUGUCAAGGAGCCAGUGAAGGAGCUACUGAAAAGGAAAAGGGGCAAUGCUCACAGUGCCACUGCAACGGCAGCUAACUCGGUUGUUUUGCCUCACCAGCCUCCUCCUCCCUACUCACCAAUGGGCCAGCCUUGCAUUGAUAUGGAUGUUAGCAGCUCUGCCUUGCCUGUCACUGAUGAAGGAGCACUCUGCUCGGGCUGGAUCUCCCAGCCCUCUCCCACCACCUUGCAGCCUUUGCCUCAGUGGACCACUUACCCUGACUACAUGUCCCAUGAAGCUGUCAGCUCUCCAUACACAUCAGAUAUGUAUGUUCAGCCCAUGUGUCCCAGUUACACACUGGUGGGACCUUCAUCUGUUCUGACUUACACUUCUCAGCCACUGCUCACCAAUUUUGCACCUCGAAGCACCACCCCUGCUGUCGUGCCUCAGCUAGAGAUGGCCGAGCAGCAGCCACCUCUCACGUACUUCCCGUGGGCACAGCCCCUCUCUGCACUGCCAGCCUCCACUUUGCAAUACCAGCCAGCUUCUUCCACACUUGCUGGGCCCCAGUUUGUGCCCAUGCCCAUCUCCAUCCCUGAGCCAGGCCCCCAGGAGCUGGAGGAUGCCAGACGAGCCAUCGGCACGCUGCCCAUCGAGAAGCUGCUGCUCGAAGACGAAGACAAUGAUACGUACGUCCUAAACCAUGCUCUCUCUGUUGAAGGGCUUUAA
Pogoniulus pusillus (Red-fronted tinkerbird) is the source of this 1515-nucleotide messenger RNA. RefSeq names its product POU class 2 homeobox associating factor 1 (gene POU2AF1). The transcript has 9 exons. Gene Ontology annotation, biological process: positive regulation of transcription by RNA polymerase II. Gene Ontology annotation, molecular function: POU domain binding; DNA binding; transcription coactivator activity. Gene Ontology annotation, cellular component: RNA polymerase II transcription regulator complex. Lineage: Eukaryota; Metazoa; Chordata; Aves; Piciformes; Lybiidae. The coding region runs from base 745 to 1515 and encodes 256 amino acids. The record is from RefSeq and is a predicted model, not a curated record.